AGCGUCGAUCUAUCUUCUCUGCUUUUAAAUGAAUUGUAAACAGAUGUCACAAUCGUAGCAGGCGCGUCACGACCGCGUCAUUUUCACCAACCAUCCGAAGUCCAAACGUGAUCGUAUUUGAAAACCCAUGUGUUGGCAGUACGGUACGGAUCCGCCACACUAAAGUAGGGCAUCUCAGUAGCAAGAUACGUUCACACUGGAAGUUUCAGCUUAUAAAACACCUGCUCGCUGAUAUGACUUUGCCUCAUUCCCUUUACCAAGAACCAUCAUGUUUACUUCCCGCUUCAUCAGCUUUGCGCUGCUCAGCUUCCUCGCUGGUGCCAACGCGAAUUCAUGUGCAAAUUGCCCAGCUUCAGUGACUAUCGACGGUAUCGGCACGGCAGCGAAGCUACUCAGCCUGAGCCGAACGUUCGAAACCACAGCUUGCACUUACGAUACUAUCUGGCACAAAUCACCAGCGUUGUGUGGGUAUAACAACUAUGACGCCAGUAAUGUAUAUGGGUAUCCGACUUGUCCGAGUUCAACAACUUUGUUUAACUGCUGAAGGUGAUGUGAAGAAGUGGGGGAGACGGGACACCCAACAGGAGGAGCAAUGUCCAGCCGGGUGUAUGGCAGUAGAUCACCACCUGUUACGAGAAUUGCCAAAUAGUCCAUCAGCAAAAG
Suillus paluster is the source of this 663-nucleotide messenger RNA. RefSeq lists its product as uncharacterized. The transcript is spliced from 5 exons. The coding region runs from base 269 to 544 and encodes 91 amino acids. The record is from RefSeq and is a predicted model, not a curated record. Lineage: Eukaryota; Fungi; Basidiomycota; Agaricomycetes; Boletales; Suillaceae.